Messenger RNA from Trypanosoma rangeli, 2152 nucleotides. RefSeq names its product group II trans-sialidase superfamily. NCBI's taxonomy places the organism in Eukaryota, Euglenozoa, Kinetoplastea, Trypanosomatida, Trypanosomatidae. Gene Ontology annotation, biological process: ganglioside catabolic process; oligosaccharide catabolic process. The record is from RefSeq and is a predicted model, not a curated record. Gene Ontology annotation, molecular function: exo-alpha-sialidase activity. The annotation marks the transcript as partial. The transcript has a single exon. Gene Ontology annotation, cellular component: intracellular membrane-bounded organelle; cytoplasm; membrane.
AUGUGCCGGCAGUUGUUUUCUCUUUCGAAGUUUCUCCUCUGCUUGUUGCUGAUAUGCUUCGGCAGUACGGCUGUGCGCUCCGAGGGGAAUGGACGAAAGGUGGUGCAGCUGCCAAAAGGUGUCGAUCUUUUUCUGCCGCAUCGAACGAUUGUGGAAGCACAUGCUGGAAGUAAAACGAGGGAUUCCUUUGUCUCACCUUCCCUUGCCUAUUUUGGUGGAGUCUUGGUUGCGCUUGCCGAGGGUCACAUCGACAUUCGAGCUUCGUAUGAGGAAUAUCCUUCAGCCUAUUAUGCCGAUGUUGUGGCGGGGUACAUUAACUCUGCGAAGAACUGGUCGUCUUUUGUUGAUGAGGUCAAUGCAAACGAAUGGAGGGCACAUAGCAUCUUUAAUAUGACCACGCAAGACGAGCAUGAUGUUCGGGUGAGACGCAAGGCCCGACCCACCACAAUUGCAAGGGGCAAUAAGGUCUUUCUACUUGCGGGGGGCUACUCUCUGAAAUAUGAGCCUUCAUCGGAGAGGUGGAUUAAACCCUUUUGGGGUCUCGAUUUGCUUGUGGGUGAGGCCACGCAAGAUAAAGUCAUCCAAUGGGGCAAACCCACCUCGCUUGUACCACAAAUCGAACCAUCUGCUAAACAACUUGACUUGGACCAGUUUGUUGGUGGUGGUGGCUCGGGUGUUGUGAUGGAGGAUGGCACGCUUGUGUUUCCUGUGACGGCGAGGAGGACAGAAGACAACGAAACUGCCUCAAUGAUCAUUUAUUCGAAGGACGACGGCAAAAAUUGGUUGCUUUCACAGGGGAUGCUCCCCGCACGGUGCUCUGACCCCCUCAUCAUCGAGUGGGAGCAGGGGCAGCUUGUCAUGGUUGCCAAAUGCGAUUUGCUCUCCAAUGUGUUCGAGUCGAGGGACAUGGGGGCAACGUGGAGGGAGGCUGUCAGGACACUGACACGCGUGCAGCCCAGGUUUUUACCAAACUCUUUGCGAACAGCUGAGGGAGUGGGGUCUUUCACCACUGCGACCAUUGCUGGAAAGAAGGUAAUGCUGUACACUCAGAAAGGGAUUCCCCCUGGGAGUACAGUGGCAAAUACGCUCUACCUUUGGGUUGCUGACAACAACCGCACGUUUUAUCUCGGGCCCAUUUCCAUGGACACUGCAGUGGAGGAACCGUCUGUCAAUGCUCUGCUGCACUCUAAUAAUGCGUUGCAUCUUUUACAAGUAAAGGGCGAUUACACGGAAAGUAGUCUGUUUUUUACUUCUUUACCGGAACAGCUGAAGACGAUUACGUCCGUCUUGGAGACUUGGGCAAAAAUGGACUCCUUCCUCUCCAACUCCUCUGUGCCCACGACCGGUCUGGUUGGAUUUUUGUCGGAUGCAUCGGGUGAUGGAACUUGGAAUGACGCGUACCGUUGUGUGAAUGCAACUGUGACGAAUGCAAAGAAGGUCGAAAAUGGCUUUAAGUUCACCGGGUCCGAAUCAUACGCCAUGUGGCCCGUGAACAUGCGCAGGUAUCACAAUGUGCAGAGCCUUGUCAAUCACGAGUUCACGCUUGUGGCGACGGUAACGAUCGCUGAGGUUCCGAAAGAGAACGCUCCUCUGCUGGGUGCGGCGUUGGGUAUAAGGAAAAACUCGAGGUUUGUGGGGCUAUCGUACACCACAGAGAAACGGUGGGGGACAGUCUUCAACGGUAUCACUAGAACAAUACACAACAGCACUUGGAAGCCGGGGAGGGAGUACCAGGUGGCGCUCAUGCUGCAGGGCAACGAGGGCUCCGUGUACGUGGACGGCGUGCUCGUGGGGAAUACUAACAAACUACCAACCCUUGAGGAACGCAGGUACCAAAUAUCUCACUUUUAUUUUGGCGGCGGCGAAAACAGCAGUGUGACAGUAAAAAACGUCUUUUUGUACAACCGCCGACUAAGUCAAGAUGAACUCAAAGCAGUUAACAGCUCACAUGUAUCCGAACAACGUGCAGUUGACAGUUCCGAUUCAACCGAGCAACGUGCAGUUGACAAUUCCGAUAUGUCCGAACAACGUGCAGUUGACAGUUCCGAUAUGUCCGAACAACGUGCAGUUGACAGCUCCGAUGCAUCCGAGCAACGUGCAGUUGACAGUUCCGGUGCAUCCAAGCAACGUGCAGUUAACAGCUCCGAUAUGU